Nannizzia gypsea CBS 118893 is the source of this 3738-nucleotide messenger RNA. Its product is annotated as RNA directed RNA polymerase. Lineage: Eukaryota; Fungi; Ascomycota; Eurotiomycetes; Onygenales; Arthrodermataceae. The coding region runs from base 1 to 3738 and encodes 1245 amino acids. Gene Ontology annotation, biological process: siRNA processing. The record is from RefSeq and is a predicted model, not a curated record. Gene Ontology annotation, cellular component: nuclear RNA-directed RNA polymerase complex. The transcript has 3 exons. Gene Ontology annotation, molecular function: RNA-directed RNA polymerase activity.
AUGGACAAGCAACGAAAGAAGUCCGGAGAAGAGCUUAAUCGGAUAAUUGAAGACAUAAACAUUGGUUUUGACCUCGAUUUAAUGCCUACACAAUCAUGUUCUUCCUCUCAAGAGCGUACUGAUGAACAGCAAUGUGCCAAAUAUAUUGACUACCUAUACUGGAAUGGCGCUCUCGAAAAGGUCAUACCUAUGUUAUCUGAGUUGGAUAGAGACGAAUUUCCCGAUCGUCAAAGUAAUGAAAAAAGCUUGCGUGAUUAUUUCGCGCACCCGCUUUCAUCUACUGCGCUACGGCUUGGAUUCGACAAGCGUGUGAGACUACGUUCUGAGAAAGAAAAGGCCCAAGUUUACAAAUUUUGGCGCGAAAAGCUAUACGAUGAGACCUGGAUUGUGAAGGAAUCAUUGGCUAACAACACAUCUCCUGCACGAAAGCCCGUCCUUGAGGCAACGCCAACUGUUAUUACUCUAGGUGAAUGCACGCCCGAAACAAACACCAACAAAUCAGCUAAGCGGAAGAACAAUAACAAUCCUGAGGUAUUUUGCACUGCGCCUUCAUCCCCAAUUUCUGAUUUUGAUGCAUAUUCCUCAUCCGAUGUUUGCGAGGAUGGCUACGGUUCUGAUACCUACACGCUCUCCGAUUACGAUAAGUUUGAUGGGUUUGAUUUUGAUUUUGCUACUCCCUCUAAGAGGCGCAAGCAGCUAAAACUUGGAGAUUGUGGAAUUACUGCCAGCGCACCCCCGACAAUGCCCGCGCUGUUUAUGACGCCGCCUCGAAAUGAUAAGUUGCAGACCAAAAUAAACAAUGGGAUGAUAGUGAAGAAAAGUCCUAGCCACACCCCGCGUCUGGAGCUGUCUAGAUCGAAGAGCAUUUCGUUCAAUAGUUGUACCAGCCGUAGUACAAGCUGUUCUUCGAAGACUGUACCUACGGUCCCAAAUUCUCGCAAUACCACCCCUUCGACCUCUUUUGCAAACAGCAAGUUUGAAUUAUCAGCCGAGCCAUACCCGGUCACAAGUAUCUCGCUCGGUGUUACCGACUCACAAAAAGACAAGUUCAAUAUAGUAAUUUCGGACUUGGUGGAAAAUGGCCCGUUUUCUAAAAAAACCGCAUGGUUCAAAGCUAUUCCACUAAGGUUUCGAUAUGAAGUUGAACGUUUGGCACGGGCAUGUGAUAUCUCUCCCGAGACCAUACUCUCGGAAGAUGUGCUUCUUAAAACCCAAUCUUACGAAGCACUUCUUGAACUUAUGAGCCGUAGACCAUACAAGAACAAGAUUGAAAAGUCUAAAACGAGUGUUUGGAGAAUGGCAGUCGAAAAUUAUACCGACUCAGAUAGUGGAACCAUGGUCGUUUUGAGUGGCCAGCUGGAGUGGAAAAAUGAACAAUUCACACUUGUCCUGAACCCACUAAAGGUUGAUAAAAGCCACAGAUUUGCUCGAAGAUUCGGGGCAGACAGAUUUCUGGAAAUAUUGCUACCCACGGAGCAUCCCAAGAAAACUGGACUUGAUGCAGAAAUUUACAGUAAGGCUUUAGCCAUAUGGCUUUGCGCAAAGGAUCACCAUCUAUUUGGCCGUAGAUGGCGCGCAUUCUACCAGGAGGACCUUAAGUCAAAAUCGAAGACAACAUCUUCUAGUGGCUCGGACCGCAAAGUGUCCCUAUUUGCAGUUGACGGUGAUGAUUUCCUUAAGAUUCCCCCAACGGUUUCGUCAAUGAACGAGACGUCCGGAAAACAUACGCCGAUGAUAAUUAAGCAGCUGGUUGAUUGGCACAUUCGCUAUGAUAGGAACACACACCAGGAAUACUCUAAAUUGUUCGCUAGAAUCCGCCUAGGACUCUCUAGGACCAUACCGACCAUCACACUCGAGCCAGAGGAGUUCAUUUAUGACAAUGAUCCAAGGCAAGAGCAAAUGAGCGACGGGUGUGCCAUGAUGUCGCGCUCAUUAGGGCGAGCUAUUGCGGAUUCCAUGCGUCUUCCAAAGGUUCCAGCAUGUUUCCAAGAAUCUCCAGCCGGCGCUUUUAAACCCACAGUUUUUUAUGGUACUGCAAGACAGGGGUAUCAAAAAGGAGUAAUGCGUUCUCUUAUCCAAGAGGAGGCGGAUGAACAUUACAAGAAAUUGAUCCAAAUCUUAUUAAACGGAGAUUCUGCAGCUUGCCGAGCUUGGGCCCAGCAAGUGAGAGACUCGUCCUCUCAUGUUACGGCCCUGAAUGACACCGCGUUCCCUCAAAGUACCAUUAGACGGGUGAACAUGCUUCUUGAUGCCGGUUAUCUGCCCUCAAAACUGUUAUUCGUAUGGGAACUCUUCAAACAACAUUUUAUAGAUGGCUUUGUCAAACGGUUAGACGCCAUCAAAAUAAAAAUCUCCAAGUCGACAUACGCAUAUUGCAUACCCGACCACUAUGGAGUGCUUGAAGAAGGCGAGAUUUACCUAGAUUUUGGAGAUACCUGGGAAGACGGCACCACUGACUUGGAUGGUAUCGAUGUGUUGGUUAGUCGAGCGCCUGCUCAUUUUCCUAGUGACGUCCAGAAAUGUCGAGCUGUCUAUCGCCCCGAGCUAAGACACUUGAAGAACGUGGCUAUCUUCUCCACCAAAGGAAAGGUUCCCCUUGCUUCUCUACUCUCCGGCGGCGAUUAUGAUGGCGAUCAAGUUUGGGUUUGCUGGGAGCCGGAAAUUGUCAAACCCUUCGUCAACUAUCCCAUGCCGGACAUUCCAAAACCCGAGGAAUAUGGCCUGGUAAAAGUAUCUCAGCGCAUCAGGGAUAUGCCAUUCGACGAUUUCAUGGAAAAUUCUUUCCUGUUUAACAUGUGGCAGAACCCACUUGGCUUGUGCACCUUCAAGCAUGAGAAGUAUUGCUACCAUACGGGUGGCAUUGGGUCCUAUCUAGCAAUACAUUUCUCUGGUCUGCUUAGCCAUCUUGCUGAUAUACGGAAGUUAGGGUACAUAUAUCCGGAAGAAAACAUGCAAAAAUACCGCAGCAGCCUGGGUCCUCCAACUCCAGAUCUUCCAGCUUAUAAAGACGACAAGAAAGCUGAACAGGACAACAAGAAGCGUGAACCGAAGAUGGAUAACAUCCUUGACUUCCUGAAAUUUUCUGUAAUUAAAGAUGUUCAAAAUAACAUUUACGCUCGCCUAGAUAAGGACUGCCCUCCGAAAACUAUCGACAAGGUUGAUGGAGAUCUCACAGCAAUCUGGAAAACAGUUUGGGACCGCGCAACUGCUGAAAAGAACGCUGGGCGCCCUAAUUUACUGAUUGCUAUCCAAGGCACCCAAGCUUCUCAAGGUAUCAAAGGUUUCCGGGAGCAGAUUGAGAAAGCCUUUAAUAACUAUAAGGAAUUGCCUGAUAAAAUGUCCUACGGAGCCAAAGUUACCUUUGCUGCCGAGUCCUUAAUGGCUAUUCAGCCUCCUGAUAUCGACCAUCCUCUUUGUGCUGCCUGGAAAGAGUCAGCUUACGAAUGGAGGAACAUACUGGCAUCAUGUGCGUACUCCGACCACCCAGGCUGGUUUGUAUGGCAUGCCGCCUUCAAGAACCUUUGCGAUAUGAAGGCUCGAGCUGUUGGCGACUGGUACAGCGUUACGGCGCCCAUUUACCAUCGGCUGGCUAUGAACAAGUCAAUGAUGAAGAAAAUCGAGACAGAGCGUCAUAAGGCAGAGACAGAGGAAGAGCUAUUGCUCCUGAGAUCCUUCGAGGAACAAGAGAUUCUUGACAACGAUAGUGACGAUGACGAUGAUUUGUUUUCAGUUGCAUAA